GCGGUAAAGAUUCGCAAUAUUGAAAUGCUGCCGACAGCUAAAUUUCAUUAAAAUACAGUUUCUAACAAGAUCUUCGAUUGAAUAAACGGAAUCGAAUUCAGUGUCGUCUGCUCCCACGAAACUUCGUAAUUUUUUUUCUUUUCGUUUCAUUAUAACGUAGAAUAUCGGAACGACAACUGUAACCGGCUGUGAAAAAGUUUUCAAUCAUGGCUAGUGUCUCUUAUCAAAUUGCAAACUUGCUGGAGAAGAUGACAUCCAGUGACAAGGAUUUUAGAUUUAUGGCAACUAAUGAUCUAAUGAGUGAGCUGCAAAAAGACAAUAUCAAAUUGGAUGAUGAUUCAGAACGUAAAGUUGUAAAAAUGCUUCUGAAAUUAUUGGAGGACAAAAAUGGAGAAGUACAAAAUCUUGCUGUAAAAUGUUUGGGCCCAUUAGUCAAUAAGGUAAAGGAGUACCAAGUGGAAACUAUUGUAGAUGCCUUGUGCAGUAACAUGGUAUCAGACAAGGAGCAGUUAAGGGAUAUUUCAAGUAUUGGUUUGAAGACUGUAAUAUCUGAGCUUCCUUUGGGAUCCAGUGCACUUGUUGCAAAUGUCUGUAAACGAAUAACUGGCAGACUUAGUAGUGCUAUAGAAAAACAGGAAGAUGUAUCUGUACAACUUGAGGCACUUGACAUUGUGGCUGAUUUAUUGUCUCGAUUUGGUGCUUUAUUAAUCACGUUUCAUUCCAUUAUUUUGGCUGCAUUAUUACCACAACUUUCUUCUCCUCGUCAAGCGGUUCGAAAACGUACUAUAGUAGCACUGAGUCAUCUUUUAACUUCAAGUAACAAUUACUUGUACAAUAAACUUUUGGAUCACUUACUUGAAGGUCUUUGUACACAAACAGCAAAAAAUGUAAUACGUACUUAUAUACAGUGUAUUGCUUCCAUUUGCCGUCAAGCAGGUCAUAGAUUUGGAGAGCAAAUAGAAAGGGUAAUGCCUUUAAUUGUACAAUAUAGUAAUGAGGAUGAUGAUGAGCUAAGAGAGUAUUGUUUGCAAGCAUUUGAGUCUUUUGUGUACAGAUGUCCUAAAGAAAUUACUCCACACAUUAAUAAAAUUAUAGAAAUUUGUUUGGUUUACAUUACAUAUGAUCCAAACUACAAUUAUGAUGAUGAUAUGAAUGAUGUAUCUGAUGGAGAGGAUGUUAUGAUGGAAGUAGAAGAAGAUGGGGAGGAAGAUGCAGAAGAUGAGUAUUCUGAUGAUGAUGAUAUGAGUUGGAAAGUUCGUAGAGCAGCCGCAAAGUGUCUUGAGGCUGUUGUAUCUAGUAGACGGGAACUUCUUCCCGAACUUUAUAAAGUUGUUUCUCCAGCCUUAAUUUCAAGAUUUAAAGAAAGAGAGGAAAAUGUAAAGUCUGAUAUUUUCCAUGCGUAUAUUGCGCUUUUAAGACAAACGAGACCAGCUACUGGUGUACCUCUUGAUCCUGAUGCAAUGGAAGAUGACGAUGGACCAACUUCUUUACUACAACAACAAGUUCCGCUAAUUGUAAAAGCUGUCCAUCGUCAAAUGAAAGAAAAGAGCAUUAAAACGAGGCAAGAUUGUUUCUCACUGUUGAAAGAGUUAGUGCUUGUAUUGCCUGGUGCUUUAAGUAAUCACAUACCUGCACUGAUACCUGGUAUACAAUACUCUCUGGGAGAUAAAAACUCUUCGUCGAAUAUGAAAAUUGAUACAUUGGCUUUUGUACAUACAUUAUUAAUCACUCAUCAACCUGAAGCGUUCCACGCUCACAUGGCAGUGUUAGCGCCGCCAAUUAUUGCUGCUGUCGGAGAUCCGUUUUAUAAAAUUACAGCAGAAGCGUUGCUAGUAUUGCAGCAACUUGUGCAAGUAAUUAGACCACACGACAAACCGUGUUAUUUUGAUUUUGCAACAUUAUCUGGGGAAAUAUAUCGUUGUACAUUAAUGAGAUUGAGAACAGCGGAUAUUGAUCAAGAAGUAAAGGAAAGAGCGAUUGCUUGUAUGGGUCAAAUUCUCGCGCAUUUUGGAGAUACUUUGUCUGAUGAAUUGCACGUAUGCCUUCCUAUAUUUUUGGAUCGACUUCGUAAUGAGAUCACACGACUUACAACAGUAAAAGCUUUAACAUGUAUAGCAUCGUCUCCUUUAAGAGUAGAUCUUAAUCAAAUUAUGGAAGAGGCAAUUCCAAUUCUUGGAUCUUUCUUAAGAAAAAAUCAGCGUGCUUUAAAGCUGUGUUCCCUUCCACUUUUGGACACUUUGGUUCGAAAUUAUAGUACUACUCUGCAUGCAGAUUUAUUAGAUAAGGUUACUACAGAAUUACCAGCGUUAUUAAACGAGACUGAUUUACAUAUUGCGCAAUUAACCCUUAAUCUUUUGACCACUAUAGCGAAAUUACAUUCAGUUGCUCUUACAAGGGUUUCUGAUAACAUCCUACCGGAAAUAUUAGUUUUGGUGAAAUCUCCACUCCUCCAAGGGGUGGCUUUGAAUUCAAUGCUGGAAUUUUUCCAAGCUUUAGUACAAGCAGAUAUACCAGGUCUUGGUUACAGAGAAUUGCUCUCAAUGUUAUUAUUUCCAGUCAGUCAGUCUGUACUUCACAAACAAGCUUAUCAUUCCCUUGCCAAAUGCGCAGCUGCGUUAACAAUCACAUGGCAUCAAGAAGCUCAAGCGGUAGUAGAACAAUUUUUAAAAGAUGUUCAGAACCCUCAGAGCGAUGCGCAGCAUAUUUUCGCGUUAUUGGUAAUCGGUGAAAUAGGCAGACAUGUGGAUUUGAGCGGAAUCACUUCUCUAAAACAUACAAUAUUAAAUUCAUUUUCCUCCCACUCGGAGGAAGUGAAAUCAGCAGCUAGUUACACAUUGGGUAACAUAGCAGUCGGAAAUCUUCCAGAAUACUUACCGUUUAUAUUAAAAGAAAUCGAGGCACAACCAAAGCGUCAGUACCUUCUUUUACACUCAUUGAAAGAGAUUAUUACGUGUCAAUCUGCUAGUCCAUCCGGUGUAUCUCAUUUACAAAACUUCGUGCCUUCGAUUUGGAUGCUUUUAUAUAGGCAUUGCGAAUGUACAGAAGAAGGCACGCGUAAUGUUGUGGCGGAGUGUUUAGGAAAACUCACUUUGAUCGACCCUGCUACUCUGUUACCAAGAUUACAAGAAUCGUUAAAGUCAUCGUCUGCACUUAUGAGAACUACUACAGUUACCGCUGUUAAAUUCACUAUUUCUGAUCAGCCACAACAAAUAGAUGCUAUGCUGAAGCAAUGUAUGGGCAAUUUCUUAGUUGCUCUAGAAGAUCCCGACUUGAAUGUAAGGAGGGUAGCUUUAGUUGCAUUUAACUCAGCUGCUCACAAUAAACCAAUGCUCAUAAGGGAUUUAUUAGAUUCUGUGUUACCACAUCUUUAUACUGAAACUAAGAUAAAGAAAGAACUAAUAAGGGAAGUUGAAAUGGGACCCUUCAAACAUACAGUAGACGAUGGUCUAGAUCUUAGAAAAGCAGCGUUUGAAUGCAUGUACACGUUACUCGAUUCUUGCCUUGAUCGACUUGAUGUUUUUAAAUUCUUGAAUCAUGUCGAGAAUGGUCUCAGAGAUCAUUAUGACAUUAAGAUGCUAACGUAUCUGAUGACUGCGAGACUCGCUCAAUUAUGCCCUACAGCAGUCUUGCAAAGGCUGGAACGAUUAGUCGAACCAUUGAAGAGCACUUGUACAAUGAAAGUAAAGGCGAAUUCAGUGAAGCAAGAAUAUGAGAAACAAGAUGAACUUAAACGUUCGGCACUGAGAGCUGUAGCAGCGUUAUUAACUAUUCCAGAUGCUGAUAAAAAUCCAUCGUUGAGUGAGUUUGUAACGCAGAUCAAAUCAACACCCGAACUUCAGCCACUCUUCGAGAUAAUCCAAAAAGAUUGUACCGGCAGCAGUGUAAAUGAAAUCAAUGUGAUGGAUCAGAGCUAAAAAGUCUAUGAUUUACUUUUUGUAUUUCACAUAGAUCGCUGUUAGCUAAGCAUCCACGGUCAUAUUAUUCAUAGUUUAUUUCUAUACGUUAUUUUUUCAUUAUUAUCUUCGAUCUGAACUGUAGUUUGAGAUGAAUGUGAUUUCAUGUAA
Molecule: messenger RNA, 4064 nt
Organism: Habropoda laboriosa
Lineage: Eukaryota; Metazoa; Arthropoda; Insecta; Hymenoptera; Apidae
Gene: Cand1
Product: cullin-associated NEDD8-dissociated protein 1
Exons: 17
Coding region: 207-3914 (1235 amino acids)
Biological process (GO): SCF complex assembly; protein ubiquitination
Cellular component (GO): nucleus
Source: RefSeq, a predicted model, not a curated record